Scleropages formosus (Asian bonytongue) is the source of this 3244-nucleotide messenger RNA. Its product is annotated as nucleus accumbens-associated protein 2-like. Gene Ontology annotation, biological process: regulation of transcription by RNA polymerase II. The coding region runs from base 408 to 2147 and encodes 579 amino acids. The transcript is spliced from 8 exons. The record is from RefSeq and is a predicted model, not a curated record. NCBI's taxonomy places the organism in Eukaryota, Metazoa, Chordata, Actinopteri, Osteoglossiformes, Osteoglossidae. Gene Ontology annotation, molecular function: DNA-binding transcription factor activity, RNA polymerase II-specific; RNA polymerase II cis-regulatory region sequence-specific DNA binding; protein binding.
CUGUCUUGGCUAGCAUGGUGAGGCUUUACAGUGUCUAGGAGGGAACUGUUUAAGGUGCAUUUGCUCACCCUGUGCUUUCCAGGAGCUUGUCCGGGAAGAGUGAUGUUGUAAAAAAUAAACACGUUCCCCUCAAACGGUUCGGGUCCUGUCUCCAGCUGUCCUGCGUGAAGCCGCUACAAAGCAGACUUGUUGGCCCAACCUGAAAUAGAUCCUGAUGUUAACAUGUCAACGCAUAGGUCCUGCCAUUAGAAUGGAAAAGAUAUAUGGCUGCCUCUUGGAUGCAGCAGACAUUUUUAUACACAAAAGCACUGUUACUAAUCCUGUUAAGGAAAACGGGGGAAAAACAGACGACACAAAAGUACCCCCCGAGCUGGCUCUGUCACCAGUGAAGCCCUGAAGCCGCCACCAUGUCCCAGCUUCUGCAUGUGGAGAUUCCCAAUUUUGGCAGCACGGUGCUGGGCUGCUUGAAUGAGCAGCGGCUUCUGGGCCAGCACUGUGACGUGUCCAUCGUGGUGAAUGGGCAGGCCUUCAAGGCCCACCGUGCGGUCCUGGCCGCCAGCAGCCUCUAUUUCCGCGACCUGUUCAGCGGCAGCUCCAAGGCGCAGUUUGAGCUGCCCUCCUCGGUGGCACCUGCCUGUUUCCAACAGCUCCUGUCCUUCUGUUACACGGGCAAGCUGACCAUGGCAGCCAGUGAGCAGCUGGUGGUCAUGUACACGGCAGGAUACCUGCAGAUCCAGCACAUCGUGGAAAGGGGCAUGGAUCUCGUUUUCAAAGCCAACUCGCCGCACUGUGACUCCCAGACUGCUACCAUGGAGGACCCUGGCUCUGAGCCCCAGAGCCCCAGCAACAACCCGAGCGCCACUCUAGGGCCACCAGGUUGGGGAAUCUCUUUGCCUGUUGCCACCCGGAGGAUCAAACAGGAGGGCUGCGAGCCUCCGCUCGGGCUGCCCGCUAUGGGGCAGAAACGGGUAACGGGGGAGGCAGGGGGCCCAGGCAACCGGCUCAGCAGGAGCGGCUCGGUUUUUUACACAGGAGCUGGCGGUAGCGUCAUCUUCCCAGGCCUGCAGCCGUACCCCAUCGCCACUGGAGAGCGAUCUAGUCCUGGUGCCUCCAGUCUCCCUACUACUGACAGCCCCACGUCCUAUCAGAACGAGGAUGAGGAGUUUGAAGAGGAGUCCUACGACAGCGUCACGGAGGAUGCUUAUGGGCAGCUCUAUGGGCGCACCAAUCCUUACAGCAUCCAGGACAAACAAGACCCAGUGAGCAUUCCCCUGUCCCUGGAAAACCGCUCCUGUGUGCUCAUUCGCCGAGACCUGGUGGCACUGCCUGCUAGUCUCAUCAGCCAGAUCGGCUACCGCUGCCACCCCAAGCUGUAUUCCGAGGGGGAUCCAGGGGAGAAGCUGGAGCUGGUGGCAGGCACCGGCGUGUUCAUGACUCGCGGCCAGCUGAUGAACUGCCACUUGUGCGCCGGGAUCAAGCACAAAGUGCUGCUGCGGCGCCUGUUGGCCACCUUCUUCGACAGGAACACGCUGGCCAAUAGUUGUGGGACUGGAAUUCGGUCCUCCACCAGCGAUCCCAGUCGGAAACCCCUGGACAGCCGCGUUCUCAAUGCUGUCAAGCUUUACUGUCAGAACUUUGCUCCUAACUUCAAGGAGAGUGAGAUGAAUGUAAUAGCGGCGGACAUGUGCACCAAUGCCCGGCGGGUGCGGAAGCGCUGGUUGCCUAAGAUAAAGUCCAUGCUCCCGGAUGGAAUGGAAGUCUACCGGGGGACAGCAGCUAUGGGCGUAGGGCAUGCCGUGGGUGGGGCUGGUCUGCCGUUGUCCUUUGAAGCUGAUUUCAAACCCCUGAUCCCCACCAACCUGAGCUUUGAGCAGCGGCUCUACACAGAGCGCAAAGAGACACUGAGGACUCCCUUGCAGUUUUCUGGGGCCAGUCCAGGGGCCAGCAUUGAGGGCGGGGAGCCAGAGCUGGAAGGGCCCCAGGCAGAGGAGGAGCCGGAGGAAGAGGAGGCUCCACUAGAAAGCGUGGAAGGAACACCCCCAAUUCUUCUGGGGAGCGAGCCGGGAGGAGAUGGCUGCCAACCCCCGACACCUGGCGAUCAGCAGGGGGAAGAGGCUGCGGAGGGCCUACAUUUAAAUGGCCAGUGAGGCCACCUUGGCCUCCGCAAACACCCGGUCCUCAGCCUCUCUGCCCUUAAAAGGGAACUUCGUACCACAGGGCGCAUAACAUUUGCCAUGCUGAAAUGUGCUGCUCUGGAAAACCGCAUCAUGCGCAUCAGCAAGACACCUGUAGUGGAUGGUGGAGAGGGUGCCGAAAAAUGAACCGCAUACAGACAAAGGCACAUGCAUGCAAACACAAACACAGCUUUCUAAGAGAUGCACACCCUUGUCAUUGUAGGACCUUCUGUGUGAAUCCUUUUUUGCUGUCCAGUUAUUCCUGUUAGUUGUUGCCUAAACAAAUUCUCAUCAUGCUAAAAAAUACACUGAGUAUAAAACUACUCUUAAAAGUAUUAUUUCCUUCUUUUUAAGUGCUUCAUAGAGAAGUAUAUAUGAAUACGUUCAUAUUCUAAAAUGUAGCUUUUUAGAAAAGUAGGUGGGGGAGAAAUAUUGGAGUGUGUGUAUUAAUAAUGAAUGAAAGAUUUUUCUCUGCUUUUUUUUUUAAAUAAAAAUGCCAGGAAUCUAAUUUAAAACCCUUAGGAUGGGAAUUUUGGAAGAUUACAGGAUUGGGAUUUACCUCCUGUUAGAGGGUACACAGGGAUUAUUCCUUUUAGAGGGGAAAAUUGCAUAUCUUUGCACGGAAUAAAAAUCUAGAUGUCUGUUCGGUCUACAACAUGUUUCCUACAUUUUCAAAUUACAGGAUCUAUCUUGGUAGCCAUUCUGACUUUAAACCAUUUUUUCUCUGCUACAAAUUACAGAAAAGGAAGAUGGGGUGCUUGUUAAUAUUGCUCUGUAGACUUUGGGCGCGGAUUAAAAUUUUCACCAAAGAUCAGCAUUGGUGAAAUAAGAAAGGGCUUUUCCUAGACAUGUGAAGCCCUGUGGUACCUUUACAAGGACAGUUAAUUUAAAUAGGUUUUAUGACUUGUAAGGAUCUCACUUCAGAAAGACGUGAAUGUGGGCAUGUGUUGAACAUCCAAAGGUCAUCUGCUCGCCUGUAGUUGCCAGAACCACUUGAAGAAGUCCAUACCAAGACAAAACGAACUGCAAUCAGUCACACAGAAAACACACUUGCAUGCAAAACUAAUAAA